This is a messenger RNA of Salvia hispanica, 755 nucleotides long. Its product is annotated as cytochrome b5-like. The record is from RefSeq and is a predicted model, not a curated record. Gene Ontology annotation, molecular function: heme binding. Lineage: Eukaryota; Viridiplantae; Streptophyta; Magnoliopsida; Lamiales; Lamiaceae. Gene Ontology annotation, cellular component: intracellular membrane-bounded organelle; membrane.
AAAAAAAAGAAGCAAAUAGUCUUUACACAAAACCCAAGCCGGCAACCCGGAGUAGUAAUAUAUAUGACGUCGAUUUGAGCAACUUACUACUUUCUCACUGUGAAACCCGGCGACGACUGUUGAAAUUGAUCAGAUUCCGAUUCUCUGUAGCGGUGAGGAUUGAGGAACAAUCAACGAUGGCGUCAGAUCCGAAAUCUCACAUAUUUGAGGAGGUCGCCAAGCAUAAUAAGACUAAGGACUGUUGGCUGAUUAUCAGCGGCAAGGUUUAUGAUGUUACCCCUUUCAUGGAAGAUCAUCCUGGAGGUGAUGAGGUUCUGCUAUCAGCCACUGGAAAAGAUGCAACCAAUGACUUUGAAGAUGUUGGGCACAGCGAUUCUGCUCGGGAGAUGAUGGAUAAGUACUACAUUGGGGAGAUAGAUAUGGCAACAGUGCCCCUAAAACGAAGCUACGUUGCUCCACAACAACCAUCAUACAAUCCAGACAAGACUCCAGAGUUUGUGAUUAAGAUCUUGCAGUUUCUUGUGCCUCUCCUGAUAUUGGGAUUGGCAUUUGCUGUCCGACUCUACACCAAAGAGAAAUGAGAGCCUAGAAUUUACGUAGUACAUUGUUACUGUUAGUUAUUUUCCUUAUUGAUCGUCUCCCUUCUAGGCUCGUAAACAUGUUGUUACUGGACUCUCGACUAGAUUAUCUAGUUUGCCUGCUCUAUGUUGUAGGCUUUGUUGUUUUGUGUUCUUUGCGGAACACGGUUGUGGAAA